This is a messenger RNA of Siniperca chuatsi (mandarin fish), 2782 nucleotides long. RefSeq names its product transketolase b (gene tktb). The record is from RefSeq and is a predicted model, not a curated record. The transcript has 14 exons. Lineage: Eukaryota; Metazoa; Chordata; Actinopteri; Centrarchiformes; Sinipercidae. Gene Ontology annotation, molecular function: transketolase activity; thiamine pyrophosphate binding. Bases 153 to 2033 code for a protein of 626 amino acids.
CGUUUGUCCUCCUCCUCCUCGGUUGUACUUUUACCGGGCAGCUAGCAGCGGCGUAGCAUUGAAUUUACGACACUGGGAAGCAGCUGUGUGGCCGAAAUAACCAAAAUUAACUUUUCAAGCGGACGCGGUUGUCAAUAAAUAAUCCAGAAACCAUGACUAGCUACCACAAACCCGAUGAAAAAACUCUGCAGGGGCUGAAAGACUGUGCUAACAAGCUCAGGAUCCACUCCAUCAAGGCAACAUGCGCCUCAAACUCGGGUCACCCCACAUCAUGCUGCAGUGCAGCAGAGCUCAUGUCUGUGCUCUUCUUCCACACCAUGCGCUAUAAAGCAGAUGACCCUCGUAACCAGUGUAACGAUCGCUUUGUGCUCUCAAAGGGUCAUGCUGCACCUGUCCUGUAUGCUGCCUGGGCAGAAGCGGGUUUCGUUAAGGAGUCUGAUCUGCUGAAUCUGCGCAAGAUUGAGUGUGACCUGGAGGGCCACCCCACACCUAAACUGGAGUUUGUUGAUGUGGCUACAGGAUCUCUGGGACAGGGUCUCGGAGCUGCAUGUGGGAUGGCCUACACUGGCAAACACUUUGACAAAUCAAGUUAUCGUGUAUACUGCAUGAUGGGUGAUGGUGAGUGUUCAGAGGGCUCAGUGUGGGAGGCCAUGGCCUUUGCCUCCUACUACAAGCUGGACAACUUGGUGGCCAUCAUGGAUGUCAAUCGACUUGGUCAGAGUGAGGCUGCACCCCUGAAGCACGACAUGGAAACCUACCGCAAGCGCUGUGAAGCCUUUGGGUGGAACACGUAUGUUGUGGAUGGACAUGAUGUGGAGGAGCUGUGCAAAGCUUUCUGGCAGGCUCAGCAGGUGAAGGACAAACCCACUUGCAUUGUAGCCAAGACAUUCAAGGGCAAAGGACUCAAAAAUAUUGAGGAUCUUGAUAACUGGCAUGGAAAGCCCAUCCCCAAGGACAGGGUGGAUGACCUCCUGAAUGACCUACAGGCUCAGAUCCAGGUCCCCAACAAGACCCUGUGCCCUGAACUUCCCAAAGACGACACAGCACCUGCAGACCUUAGCGUUAUCUCCCUUCCUUCACCCCCAGCAUACAAAAAGGGAGAAAAGAUGGCAACAAGGCGUGCAUAUGGUGUGGCACUGGCCAAGCUGGGCCAGGCAAGCCAGAGAGUGGUGGCCCUUGAUGGAGACACCAAAAACUCCACCUUCUCCGAGACCUUUAAGAAGGCCUUCCCUGAACGCUACAUUGAGUGCUUCAUUGCUGAACAGAACAUGGUAGGAGUGGCCAUUGGCUGUGCCACCCGUGACCGCACAGUUUCAUUUGCCAGCACGUUUGCUGCCUUCUUCUCCAGAGCCUAUGACCAGAUCCGCAUGGGAGCCAUCUCCCAGUCAAAUGUCAACCUGGUAGGGUCCCACUGCGGAGUCUCCAUCGGUGAGGAUGGUCCUUCCCAGAUGGCCCUAGAGGACUUGGCCAUGUUCCGUGCUAUCCCAACAUGCACUGUGUUUUACCCCAGUGAUGCAGUGUCCACAGAGAGAGCUGUUGAGUUAUCAGCCAACACAAAGGGUAUCUGUUUCAUCCGUACCAGUAGACCAGAUACUGCAGUCCUCUACUCUCCAGAUGAGAAGUUUGAAGUGGGUGUAGCCAAGGUGGUGCGCCAGUCUGACAGCGAUCAGGUGACUGUGAUUGGCGCUGGUAUCACUCUGCACGAGGCCCUCGCUGCUGCUGAUAUGUUGGCCAGUGAAGGGAAGAACAUCCGUGUGAUUGACCCGUUCACUAUCAAGCCCCUGGAUGCCUCUACCAUUCUGGCCAGUGCCAGAGCCACAGGUGGACAGAUCAUCACUGUGGAGGACCACUACAAGGAGGGUGGUCUUGGUGAAGCAGUGCUGUCAGCAGUGGGCAAGGAGCCCGGCAUUAUUGUGACCCGGCUGGCAGUUAGCGGUGUACCUCGCAGCGGAAAGCCCCAAGAGCUGCUAGACAUCUUCGGCAUCAGCGCCAAGCACAUUGCCAAGGCCGUGCGUCAGACCUUUGCAAACUAAGGACUGCGCCUGAUCUCUUGCUUGCUGCUCUGUUGCAUCACAGCCAACUUUGUGCCCAACUUGCAGCUACCUGGUGUGAUUAUGUGAAGUUCUCUGUGCUCAAUUGCCAUCUUGUGGCUUUGACUCAAGAGCUUAUCACAGAUAGAGAGAUGGGAAUAGGAGUGAAGUGUUGUUAAUAGUCCCGUGUGCACUUUCUAGUACCCUCUGUUCCCUAUGGGUUCUACUCUGCAACAUUCCUUUUAUGCAUCCUUGAUCAUGUUUUCAAAAAGGGUGUCUUGCAAGUGGCUCAGAAAAGCAUCACUUAAUCUGUAAAUGCAGUAUAUUGACUUUAGAUUUAAAUUUCAAACCUGUCAUUCCAGCAGCCCGUCCAGGUUCUGAUCCAUUGAACUGCAUUCCAACCAUCAUUUCUCUCACAUGACUAUUGCAUUCCUGACUACCAUGCCUCAUGUUUUCCCACUUGGGUGGCAUUCUUUUUCUAAGAAGCACUGUUACUGUUUGUCAUAAAUCCAGUGUACUAGAUCACUUCUGUAGUUGUGUUCAGUCACAGCUUUUUAGGCUUAGCUGUGGUAGAGAACGGUUUCCCAGUGUGAAAAGUUAAACCUUUUUUUUUUUUUUUUUUUUUUUUAUGAACUGUUUGAGCAUUCCUCUGAUUCCUGGCCACACGGGCAUCACACAAUGUUACUGGCUUCCAGGUCACCGGUGUAAUCCUGUCAUAGCUGUAAUGUGCUGAAUAAAAAUGAUUAACCGAA